Molecule: messenger RNA, 2085 nt
Organism: Anneissia japonica
Lineage: Eukaryota; Metazoa; Echinodermata; Crinoidea; Comatulida; Comatulidae
Product: glutaredoxin-like protein C5orf63 homolog
Exons: 4
Coding region: 131-499 (122 amino acids)
Source: RefSeq, a predicted model, not a curated record
AGCACGUGUGUUAAUUGAAACAAACAAACACUGUAACUGUUCGGUAUGUAGCGGACCUGGAAAAAGGGAGAUAAUGCUGCUUCCUGACAGUUGAGUUGCCUCCACGGAUGAAUGGAGUAGGCCUAGAACCAUGUGGAGGAUUUCAACGUUCACAUCCACAUUUAUAAAACAAGCAAUAUUCAAAGAGAUGAUAGGGCCAGGUGCCUUACUUAACAUCAACUUCAGUCAUAAAUCUAGUUCUCUUCCUCUUCUCACGCUCUAUACAAAGGAUGACUGCAGUCUCUGUGAAACAGCUAUGGCGGUAGUUAACAAGUAUAAGCACAGGUUCAAAUUUGAAGAAGUUGACAUCGAAGCCAAGGGAAACAAAAUCUGGUUUGAGAAAUACCGCUAUGAUAUUCCAGUUUUUCACCUCAAUGGUCAAUUUUUGAUGAAGCACAGAGCAGAUGAAAAACUUUUUGUGAAGUCAUUAGAACUAUAUGAACAAGGAAAACCCACCUGAAUGCCAAUAUAUUGGUGAAACAUUAUUUCGAAGAAUAUUAUUUCUGAAUGAGAUAAAUAUUAGAGACCUUGUAUGCAAAUACCACAUGGUCUGAAAGCAUGCCAACGCAAAAAAUAUAACAUGUCUUUGCUUACAAUACAUAAAUAAAGUACAAUAGUGUAAAUAUAUUCUUUGGUCUUUUUCAGCAAGUGGUAGACUUUUAUGCACAUCCUGUUAAUUUUUUGUUUCAGGGGCAAGUCAGUUAAUAAGUUUGCAAUUGACAGGUGAUUUCUUGAGCCUGACCGUGUAAACUCUGGGGUGAGCUGAUGUCUUUGAGGUAGUGAGUCAUUAAUCUUUCCGAAUAUUUUUCAAUUAAAGAUUUCUACAGUAAAAACUGACCUGUGUGUUUUAUUGUUGUUUAUAAUUUUUUGAUAAUAGUUUUACAGAUUUUUAGUAGUUUUAUUGUUGUUUAUAAUUUGAUAAUAGUUUUACAGAUUUUAGUAGGCAUUAUGAAACAGAUCUGUCAUACACACUAUUAACACCCUAUUACAUUUUCAAUAAUGCACUAUACCCAGUACUAUUGUAUCAUCAACCAUAUGCUUCUUGCAAAGGGAGCAGUUUUUCCAGCAUUGUUCUAGCAUUGUUCUUUGUUCGUACCACCUAAGAUGAGGUCUGCAAUUGUGCCUGGGUAGAAGCAGGUGGUUGACUCUGAGAUCCUGCACGGUUUGCCACCGUUAUUUUUGAUUAUUUUUCUCAUUUCUCAAUUUAAUUAUACCUGUAUAUAAAAUGUAUAUAAAAUGUAUAAAUAAAAAUGUAGUAGUGAGAGUGGUAGUAAUAUAAUAGGAAGUGUUAAGCGCAGGAGCAUAGAUAUGCGCUACUGUAUAUUAUAUACCAUUAAUAAUAUAUUAUUUUGCAACACACAAAAAUUCAAGGUUCGACUAUAAUUUAUCAGCCUGAUUCAUGAGGUUUAAUCACAUCAUAGCACAAAUAUAUGUUUGCAUAGCAUGUCUGUAAUAAAUAUUUACUACUACAACACUUCAUAGAGAAUUAGAUCAAGAGAAUUGUUGCAUUGAUUUCUUAAACCUAAAAAAUAAUUGCGUUAACAUUAACUAUACAAUACUUUUAUCAGGUGGCAAUGUAAUUUAUUCUCAGGUGAAUUUUCAAACCUACUGGCCACAAGUAUGGGCAACAAAUGUUAAAAGUGCAACAGAUAUGUAAUAAUAAUAAGUACAGUGUUAUUGACCUUUCCACCUCAAUAUCUAAGUACAGUUAAGCUUGCCUAAGUCGACCUUAUUUUACAUGCCAAAUUGUUGUUUAUCUAAGUCAAACAAUUUUUCAAUGCUAUUUUGGAUUCGACUUAGGCAAGUUCAACUGUACAGUAUUACAUUUUAAAUUGACCAGUACAAUCACACACAGCUAUUAUACUAUGCAAGAUGGGACGAUUUGAAAUGUUACGGAACGAUGCUUUGAUUUCAAUCCCAUCUAUAGAGACUGAGAUAUCUGUAUAAGCAUACAGUAUUGUGAACACCCCCACAUGAAUGAGUGGAUCAGUCAGCCUUUACACAACUGUGCUACCAACCAUGCAUAAUUUGAAAAUAAACAAUUAA